Messenger RNA from Habropoda laboriosa, 635 nucleotides. RefSeq names its product trafficking protein particle complex subunit 1 (gene Bet5). The record is from RefSeq and is a predicted model, not a curated record. Gene Ontology annotation, cellular component: TRAPP complex. The transcript has 3 exons. Lineage: Eukaryota; Metazoa; Arthropoda; Insecta; Hymenoptera; Apidae. Bases 198 to 635 code for a protein of 145 amino acids. Gene Ontology annotation, biological process: endoplasmic reticulum to Golgi vesicle-mediated transport.
UACAGUUCGUCUGUAAUAAAAUUACACGUUGACUAUGAUACAAUAUAAGAUAAAAAAAAUCACAAACAGAAAUGCAAUAGUCUGGCCACCUUUAGGUAUUUGUAGAAAACAUAUUAUUAUGCCACCGUCGAUAAGUAAUCGAUUAAGUUUAACAACUAUUGAUACAACACAAGAAAUACGUCAGUGAAAGCAAGAUUAUGACAAUUCACAAUUUGUACAUAUUUUCCAAAAAUGGAACAUUACUGUAUUAUGCCGAAUGGAAUAGGUUGAACAAAUCUGGAAUCACGAAAGAAGAGGAAGCAAAAUUGAUGUAUGGAAUGUUAUUUUCUAUUAAAUCGUUUGUAAGUAAAAUAUCUCCACUGGACCCAAAGGAAGGAUUUUUGUAUUAUAAAACCAGUAAAUAUACCUUGCAUUAUUUUGAAACUCCAUCUGGAUUAAAAUUUGUGUUAAAUACAGAUAAUGCUACACAAAAUGCUAGAGAAUUGUUACAACAAUUGUACAAAGAGGUUUACUUAGAAUAUGUUGUAAAGAAUCCUCUGUGUCAAUUAAAUGAACCUAUCCAAAGUGAGUUGUUCAAAUUAAAAGUUGACGAAUUAUUUAAAAAAUCCCCCUUAUUUUUAAGCAGGUCAAUAUAG